Solanum lycopersicum (tomato) is the source of this 1192-nucleotide messenger RNA. RefSeq names its product expansin (gene EXPA10). Gene Ontology annotation, biological process: plant-type cell wall organization. The record is from RefSeq and is marked validated. Gene Ontology annotation, cellular component: extracellular region. Lineage: Eukaryota; Viridiplantae; Streptophyta; Magnoliopsida; Solanales; Solanaceae.
AUUGCAACUUAAACUCAUUCUUCCUAGAGCAAAAUUUUCCCUUAAGCGCAAACACACAAACAUUAAGUUUAUAAGUGAGCCAAACAUCUCUCAAUUUUUUUAUUUUUUUUAAAAAUGUCAAUUUUGUGGUUCUCCAUAAUUGGUGUGUUUUGUAUACAAUUUAUUAAUUGUGUCCAUGGAAAUGAACAAGGAUGGAUUGAAGCUCAUGCAACUUUCUAUGGAGGUGGUGAUGCUUCCGGAACUAUGGGUGGAGCAUGUGGUUAUGGGAAUUUGUACAGUGAAGGAUAUGGUACAAACACAGCAGCAUUGAGUACAGCACUGUUCAAUAAUGGUUUGAGUUGUGGAUCUUGCUUUGAGCUUAAAUGUGUGGGUGAUUCGAAGUGGUGCCUUCCAGGCUCUAUAGUGGUAACUGCUACUAAUUUUUGCCCACCAAAUUUUGCCCUUCCGAAUAACGCUGGUGGGUGGUGCAAUCCUCCAUUGCACCACUUUGACCUGGCUCAGCCUGUUUUUCAAAAAAUGGCUCAGUACAGAGCUGGGAUUGUCCCUGUUGCUUACAGAAGAGUACCUUGCCAGAGAAAAGGCGGAAUGAGAUUCACAAUGAACGGUCACUCCUAUUUCAAUUUAGUGCUGGUGACGAACGUGGGAGGUUCAGGAGAUGUAAAUGCAGUUUCGAUUAAAGGUUCUAGAACAGGGUGGAUAGCAAUGUCACGCAAUUGGGGUCAAAAUUGGCAGAGCAAUGCAUUACUUGAUGGUCAAAUUCUAUCAUUUAAAGUAACUACAGGUGAUGGCCGCACUGUUUUCUGCAACAAUGCUAUCCCUGCUGGAUGGUCAUUUGGGAAAACUUACACAGGCGCACAGUUUACUUGAUUCCUUCAAUUUAGUGUUGCAACUAAGACUAUUACUACUAGUUAAUUAGUGUGGAUGAUGGGAAGAGCUUAUUUUUUAAAGUGGCUCUAAACCCUUUUUUUUUUUUUUUGUUAAAAGUAAAUUUAAGAUAUGAAGUUACGAGUUUGUGUCCUUGUGGUCAUUUUUAGGUAAAGGACAUAAAUUAGGGGCAGUGGUGGUGGAUUUUAUUGUCACCACCCGCCACAUUACUUCAUUAUUAUAGGGGAUAUUAGUUUAGAGGUAAAAGCUACUGUUCUGGUUUGAUGUUAUUUAUUGUGGUUCGUAUGAAAUUUAAAUUAUGACUUGG